AUGACAAUCAGCUUAACACUUCUAAUGACUUUGAUGAUUUCAUUCGUAAUAUCAAGGAGAACUGCUCCCCUUUCUCUUUGCCCAAGAAAGCAUGGGCAGAACAAGAUGCCGUCACCUCCUUUUGCCUUGCCUGCCAUUAAAGAAGAUCACUUUGAGAAGAUAUUUGACCCAGAACAGUUCCAGUUUGGGACAAGAAAAACUGCAGGACCUAAAGAUCCCUCUCCAGCCAUGAUGAUCAAGAAGAAAAAUGAACAGGCAAAAACCAACCCACCGUCCAAACGUUCUGAGGACAGCCUUCUUUAUAAAGGUCUCUCAUCUAGACGGGAACAAGACAAAGCCAAAAAGGUCACAGUCACUGAGGAGAAAACUGAUAGAGAAAAACAGAACACUGAAGGCUCUGGAAAAAUGCCCUCAAGGUUGGAAAAAAUGUCAAUCAUCUCAAACCUUGUGAAUUCCCCAAACACGGCAAAAAGAGGCAGAACUGAGCCAAGCUCAGAGGUGGUGCCAACUUUAGGAGAUCGUAGAGACAUAUCACUGUCUCAUGCUGUCACCGCUGCAAAAGAGGGGUUUGGUGAGUUGCCAGAUUGUGGCAAUGUAAAGGCAGGACCUGGUGAUUCAGUAAAGAGCCCAUCCACACCUCCACCUCUUCCAACUUUCUCAGAAGUCAAGCUGCCUGACGUUUUGGAAAAAUACAUGAAUAAAGGCAAAGAAGCUAACACCAUGAGCCAGCAAAGGCCUGACACUGGCUCUGUCCCUGCAUUGGAUUUGAAUCUCACUUCCAACAAAUUUAAUUCAAGCAUGGGACUGCAAGGCAUUUCAAUAGUAACAUCUACAUCCAACAGCACUCAGCAGAUUCCACUGCCCACAUCCAGCAGUCUCUCACCAACAUACACAGAGACAACUGGUGUCAGAGGCUUCCACAGACGCCCUGGAAAGAUUGUGAUAUACCAACAACCUAACUUUGGAGGAGAGGCAUAUGAGGUGUUCAGAGACACAGAAGAUGCCACCUCCCUAAACCUUUCUCCACUCAUCUCCAUAAAGGUUGUUAGAGGAUGCUGGCUGCUGUAUGAAAAGCCAGGCUUCCAGGGCCGGACCAUUGCACUGGAGGAGGGGCCAGCAGAGAUAGCAAAUGAGUGGGCGGAGACAGAGCCCAGUGGGGAAAUGCAGCCAAAUGGCCUGCAGCUCCCAACCACACCCAUGGUUAUUGGCUCCAUUAGGCUUGCAUUAAGGGACUACACCACACCAAAAAUCGACCUGUUCACAGAGCUAAAUGGGAUGGGACGAAUGUCUUCAUUCUGCGAUGACACCAUAGAGACCUGUUCAUUUGGUAUUCCUCAGAGUACUGGGUCCAUUAAGGUUCACAGUGGAGUAUGGCUGGUCUUUAGUGACCCAGGUUUCCAGGGUCUUUUAGCUGUUUUGGAGGAAGGAGUAUAUCCCUGCCCUCAGGACUGGGGCUUUCCCACACCCUUUGUAGGAUCACUGCGACCCUUGAAAAUGUGUGAAAUUAAGGUGGAAAAUCCCAAUGAAAUUAAGGCGGUACUCUUUGAAAAACCAAUGUUCCAAGGGGAGUGCUUAGAGAUCGAACAGGACAUUUACAACUUUGAUGAAGGAGAGGAAGAGAAGAAAGAUGAAGAAGAUGAAACUGAGAGUCCUGACAGCAUCAGGAGAAAGAGGCUGAGUUCUGUCGGCUCAUUGAAGAUCCUGAGUGGCCUCUGGGUAGGAUAUUCUGCACCAGGGUUCGAAGGUCGCCAGUAUCUUCUGGAGGAAGGAGAGUAUGCAGACUUCACUGAAUGGGGUGGACUGGGAGACAGGCUCCUGUCUAUACGUCCUGUAUUAGCAGAAUUUUUGACCCCUCACGUGAGAAUGUUCAGUGAGCUGGAUUUCAGCGAGAGAGGGAUGAAUGUGGAUCUAAUGGAACCUGUCAUUAGCAUGGAAGCCACUGGCUUUGGCAUAAAGACACAAUCGGUGGAAGUCCUCUCUGGCGUGUGGAUAGCAUUCGAGAAGGCACACUUCUCAGGUGAGCUGUACAUUUUAGAGAAGGGUCUCUACGGGAGUCCAGAGGACUGGGGAGCACACAACUGCAAGAUCUUGUCACUUCAGCCUGUGGUUUUGGAACAGGCUGAAGGACUGUCCAGAUAUAAGGUGCAGUUGUUUGCUGAACCAGGGUUCAAGGGAGCAAUGCAGUCUUUAGAUGAAAAUGUGGCGUCCCUGCCAGAGGGCUUCUACCCCAUGUCCUGCAAGGUUUUGGCUGGGAGUGGGUGGUGUUCGAUGGCCCACAGUUCACUGACAACAUGUAUGUACUGGAAGAAGGAGAAUACCCCAGUCCUGAGGCUCUGGGCUUACUCAACUCAGACUGCAAAAUCAGCUCCCUCCACACUGUAGGACAUGAGUUCUCUAUGCCCUCCAUCACACUCUUCGGUAAAUCUGGCUUCAGAGGACGUAAAGUGGUUCUGACCGAUGGCGUUUUGAAUCUGUCUCUGGCUGGCAUUGAUGGGCGGGUCAGCUCUCUAUUGGUUAAUGGAG
This is a messenger RNA of Cyprinus carpio (common carp), 2523 nucleotides long. Its product is annotated as beta/gamma crystallin domain-containing protein 1-like. The transcript is spliced from 15 exons. Bases 1 to 2382 code for a protein of 793 amino acids. Lineage: Eukaryota; Metazoa; Chordata; Actinopteri; Cypriniformes; Cyprinidae. The record is from RefSeq and is a predicted model, not a curated record.